AUGUAUCACCUCGCCAAGGGUCUCUAUCGGCUGGCCACCAGCAAGGAGGAAUACUCUGUCAUCCUGCUCGGCCUCGACAAUGCCGGAAAGACCACCUUUCACGAGCAGACCAAGUCGCUGUUCAUGCCCGAGCACCCGGACCCGAAACUCAAGACGGUCCCGACCGUUGGCCAAAACGUUAGCACCCUGACGCUGCCCGACAUGUAUCUCAAGAUCUGGGACGUCGGCGGUCAGUUGUCGCUCCGGAAGCUGUGGCAGAGCUACUACGCCAGCUGUCACGCCAUCAUCUUCAUCAUCGACAGUACCGACAUUGGUGACGGCCUGCUGCCGUUCGGCUCCGCUCCUGACAACGCUGAGGGUGGUUCCGGGGUCGGCAAGGAGACGCUUGGGCGGUUAGACGAAUGCCGACUCGUCCUUGAGGAUGUGCUGCAGCACACAGACGCCGAUGGCGUGCCGCUGUUGAUAUUGGCAAACAAGCAGGACCGUGAGGACUGCGUAGAAGUCGUGCGGAUCAAGGAGGGUCUGGUCAAGAAGGUUUUUGAGGGCGAGAAGUCGUCAGGCGUUCGGGAUUCCCGGGUUUUGCCCGUGAGUGCGCUGACGGGGACAGGUGUCAGUGAGGCUAUCGAUUGGGUCAGAAGCCGCGUCAAAUGGAACAAGGAGUCAAGACCACCUGUCAUGCGGUAG
This is a messenger RNA of Pestalotiopsis fici W106-1, 684 nucleotides long. RefSeq lists its product as uncharacterized. Bases 1 to 684 code for a protein of 227 amino acids. Gene Ontology annotation, molecular function: GTPase activity; GTP binding. Gene Ontology annotation, biological process: Golgi to plasma membrane protein transport; protein localization to organelle; intracellular protein transport. Gene Ontology annotation, cellular component: Golgi apparatus. The record is from RefSeq and is a predicted model, not a curated record. The transcript has a single exon. Lineage: Eukaryota; Fungi; Ascomycota; Sordariomycetes; Amphisphaeriales; Sporocadaceae.